This is a messenger RNA of Penicillium longicatenatum, 2073 nucleotides long. RefSeq names its product LCCL domain-containing protein. The transcript is spliced from 2 exons. Bases 1 to 2073 code for a protein of 690 amino acids. Lineage: Eukaryota; Fungi; Ascomycota; Eurotiomycetes; Eurotiales; Aspergillaceae. The record is from RefSeq and is a predicted model, not a curated record.
AUGAUCGGUGAGGGUCGCGACGAGGCCGGCAGGCUCUAUGUUGCUCCACUUCUAGAUGACGAUGUACGACUACUCAAUCCUGACAAUUCCGAGGAUGCUCCGCCCCCCGAUGUAGAAUCAGGCAGCUCUCUUCCUGUCUGGCUACAAGAAUCAUCCAGGUCCUUUCGCUGGGGCUGGAUUCCCUUGCCUAUACGAAAGGUCGGCCGUGCCACUGCAAAUUGGGUCAAAGGCCCCGAUCCACCGCAUAUGCUUUUAUUGAAACCACUGUUCCCGCGACUCCAGGAACUACCCGUCCAAUACCUCGAACGCUUCUUCCCUAAGCGCAAACAGAAACUAUCCUUACUUUUGCUGCUCUAUGUGUCUUGGUUCUUACCAUGGUUCUUGGUUCUUUUGCAUUCCCGCUCCUCUGGUUUCAUUGAAGGAUAUGGCCAGCUUGAGACCCUUUCGUGUUCAACCAAUUUCUGGCAAUCUGAUAACGGAUGUGGUCUUAACGGAAAUGACUGUCGUCCGUUCUCCUCGUCGACGAUCGCCUUUCGAUGUCCCGCCAACUGCCGCGAUACCAAACUACUGGAGCCUCAUGUCGUAGGCAACCAGACUUUCAACUAUCAGGGUCUUGUGAUUGGCGGUCCAUUGUCGCAUUCCCGUGACUCGGCCAUCUAUCGAGCCGACAGCUUUGUAUGUCAAGCGGCGAUCCACUCGGGCGCCAUCACGAAUGACGGUGGCUGCGGUGUUGUGAAACUCGAAGGCGCAGCGCACUCUUUUCCGGCUGUGAAACAGAAUGGCAUCCAGUCGAACUCGUUUCCAUCGACAUUUCCGAAAGCAUUCAGCUUUCUCCAGUUGCCUUCAUCGCAAGCUAACUGUCCAGCGGACCCUCGAUGGCCUCUCCUUGGGGUGACGGCUGCUGCCAUCGGCAUGCUUUGGCUUUUCUGUACUUCACCACCGGUACUUUUCUUUAGCACGUUCUUCAUGGUCUUUUCCCACACCGGUCUAGUCGCCGAUCCGCCAACCUAUCCUCUCCUGGCCGACCUCGUUUCUACUCUGCUAUCUCGUCUCCUGCCGGCAUCCUUCGUUGUUUAUGUCCUAUACAAGUUCUGUGCGGCUCCUCUCCUGCAGCCAAUUAAAUCCCCUAUAUACCAGAUCGAAAAGCUGCUCUUAUUUCUCCCACCGCUUUUCAUCGGAGCUUUGAACAACUAUACAUUUGCUCGGUUGAUCCCACUCCAGCGUCUUACCCCAAUGGACAUUCAGCAACAGCCCGGGGCAAAACUGGCAUUGGCACUGAUCAUCCCCAUCGUGAUUGUGAUUGUGCUUAGCCAAGCGUGGCAGAUUCGCCAGGGAGGGUUAUUACCUCGGUAUCUCAAGAUCUACUGCAGCAUUGCUCUUAUUAUCUUAAUCCUCUUGCCACUACCUGGUCUCCGACUCCGGAUUCAUCACUACAUUCUGGCUAUUCUGCUCAUGCCCGGCACGGCUUUCCCAACACGGCCCUCGCUGAUCUACCAAGGAUUGCUUCUUGGUUUAUUUAUCAACGGAAUUGCCCGUUGGGGAUUUGCUUCCAUCAUUGAGACGCCCGCAGCCUUGGGAGAAUUGGCCCCAGGCCGUAGCGGUGGUCAUGCCUGGUGGGGCUCUAUGUAUCCCAAUAUUACCGAUCACUCGGUACGGGUUUCCUUGCCUGGGGUGGGAUCCCGCGAGACCUAUCGUGGCAAUGGAAACAUCACCUUUAAUCUAUGGGAGCCUGAGCGAAUGGCUGAACUUGCUGUGGAUGGCGUUUCGGUUCUUUUAAAUGACGUGGAACGCUGGCGAGGUUAUCUAGAUGAAGACAAGCGAGGCGAAUUCACUUGGCACCGCCAUGGCCAUGAUGGUCUAGAGCUACAACAACCGCCCAUCCUCGAACGCCGCAGUCUUGACGCAUUUCAACCUGACUCCCAGGCUGUGUUUCUAGCUGACGGUCAUAUUUCCGACGAACCCGAUGACCUGUUCUUCAGAUUUGCUUUCUUGCGGGGUGCCGAGGCUGGUCGCUACGGGCCCACUGGAGUCUGGCGCAGUGAUGGCACAUGGAAUUCCCCAAGUUCUGCAUAA